Messenger RNA from Bombus terrestris (buff-tailed bumblebee), 3523 nucleotides. RefSeq names its product homeobox protein aristaless. Gene Ontology annotation, biological process: regulation of transcription by RNA polymerase II. Bases 410 to 1519 code for a protein of 369 amino acids. Gene Ontology annotation, molecular function: RNA polymerase II transcription regulatory region sequence-specific DNA binding; DNA-binding transcription factor activity, RNA polymerase II-specific. The transcript has 4 exons. Lineage: Eukaryota; Metazoa; Arthropoda; Insecta; Hymenoptera; Apidae. The record is from RefSeq and is a predicted model, not a curated record.
CGGUUAAGUAAUACGCGAUCAUAGUUACAAGUAGUCGGAGCUUGUGUUUGAAAUUUAUCGUCGGUACUGCGAGUAAUUAUCGGUUUCUAUAAAAGUUUUUCAACGCCUCGCAUGCGCGCAAUUUUCCACGCAUGAAGACCGUGAUACGCCAACUGGGGAAGCGCAGCAACGCUGCAAUUUAGUAAUUAAUGGUGACAUUGCGGAUAAUUAACUGCCGUAAAUAAUUGUAAUUGUACUUAAGUUCUAUCCGUUGGUCGCGACUAUGCUGACGAGGGAAAAAAGAAAAAGAAAAAAAGCGACGAAUGCACCGUUGCGUGUUCUUUACUGGCAAACCUAGCCCAUCUUCAUCGCGGUCGUCAUCGCCGUUGUCGACAGUACCCGAGUCCGGUCUCGCUUUGUUCAAGCAAGGAUGAGCCUGUUCUUGGAACUGCUACGAGGACGAGAGACUAAUGCACGUAACAACAAAUACGACACAUAUCAUUCGAUACGAGGAGGAGGAGGAGGAGGAGGAGGAGGAGGAGGCGGCGGCGAGCACGCUGUCCCGCAGACAAGUCCUGCGAGCAGCACGAGUAGCUCGAGCCAGGUGACUCAGGUGAGCCUACAACAGGUGAGCCAACAAGCUCACCAACAACAAUCGGUACCGCCACCUACUACGACGACACCUCAAUCUACUCAGAUGGGAAUCUCUACGGAAGAGGUGAGGACCGAGGAAGAGAGCAACCACCCUAGAGCAGCGCCGACCAGCCCUGAAAGUGAAACCGAGGUCGACGACUUUGCACCGAAAAGGAAACAACGCAGAUAUAGGACUACCUUCACCAGCUUCCAAUUGGAGGAACUCGAGAAAGCUUUCUCGAGAACUCAUUAUCCCGACGUGUUCACCAGGGAAGAAUUAGCGAUGAAGAUCGGUCUUACGGAAGCACGAAUACAGGUUUGGUUUCAGAAUCGACGCGCAAAGUGGCGGAAACAGGAGAAGGUUGGGCCUCAGGCGCAUCCGUACAAUCCGUACUUGGGAUCAGGUGCGCCACCACCAUCGGCGGUCGUCGCGCCGACCUUGCCGAACCCUUUCGCCCACCUGGGCACGUUUCCCCUGAGGAAACCCUACGACGCAUUUCGUUACCCACCUUUGGGUCACGGACCGGUCCUUCCUGGUAGUUACGCCGCUCAUCCCUAUCAUCGCGCGCCGCCACAUUUGCUACCACCUGGAAUGCCUCUGCCUUACACGUCGGCCGCGUCCUUUCAAAGUCUCCUGGCGAAUAUAUCCGCAGCGCAGAGGCCGAAAUUGGUACGCGGUUCACCACCUCCGCCUCCGCCUCCAACGGCGCCCGCGAUCAGUCUCGCGCAUCCACCGGUUCCACCGCCGCCUCCGACAGCCAGUUCACCGCAAGGUUCGCCCACAGGUAGCGUCGGACUGCCCGACAUCGACAGACGAACCAACAGCAUCGCCUCUCUCAGACUCAAGGCCAGAGAAUACGAGCUUCACCUGGAGAUGCUUCGCAAGAGCGGAGAUCUCAUCAGCUGAAGAGACUCGCUGUUCUAAAUACAUCUAGAAACUGCGAUUCCAUCACCGGUGCCUCUACAUCUACUCUGAUUCAUUGAUCCAAAUCGCCAACCACGACGAUGGUCGUCAUCUCUUCCCGUCGAACCACUGUUUCCUUCGACCCAGAUCGAGCAAACGGAGCCAGUGGAACGGAACUGCGUAGAAAAACCUGAAACGCGACCUACCAUGCUGGAUGGCCGAUGCGACAAGUGGUGGAAAAAUUCACUCGUAACCUCCGAGAUACGCGUUCCCUAAUGCGAUCCUGCCGACCGAUACAAAGUAUAAACGUCUCCUUAGGUCCACGCUUUCGUAUGUUUCGUACAAGAUACGAGCCAAAGAAGUCGCUGCGAAGUAGCCGACCACUUUGUAAUUAAUCGCGUGUACGCGAAGGAAGGUUGAACAAUAGUUAUCCUUCUUUCACUUUGUGAUCACUUUGUGCCUUCGUUACGUAAUAUCUAAUCUUAGGAACGCUGGACUCGAUUGUAUUUCAAAUUGCGUGCCAGCGAUUAUCGAGUUAAAGAGGUAAACCGAACGCGAUCUCGGGAUACUUGUCAUCGUCUUAACUAUCGUUGGCUCUUAUGGAAUUCGAAGACUCUCGGUAGACUUUAGGCAACAUGCUUCGUGCGACAGAUUUCUUGCAAUACACAACGCGAAACCAACGAUUCAAGUGUCGCGUCUGCGUUGACAACUCGAGCGACCGUUUAGAAAACUCGCAAUUAGUAGACGAGUUUUUUGGUGGACGUUGGAAUUGUCAUUGCUCUUUAGCAUGGACCGUGACCCAAUGAAUCAAUGACUCAAGCGACAGACAGUUUUUACGACAUCGUUCAUUAAAAGAAGGACGAUAUACCUGUCCAUGUACAAACACGUUUCUUCAACCUUUCUCUUAAUGUCAUUCAGAAUACCGACUCUACGUUUAGACGAUUACGGAAAGAACGAAGAAUCAAGCGAAUGUGUUUCUUCGUGUACAAUAAUGCGUAUAAUAUACAGUAAUGGUGAGGCAAUGUUUCCAGCUAUAACAUACAUAUAUAUAUAGUAUAUAUAUUUACAAGAAAUGCUUCGGAAUGUCUUUCAAAUCUAUCUUUCGACGAUCAUGAAAAUUUAGGAUCCCGCGUAUACAGAUUUCCCGAAAACAACGGCAAGUACCUUUGUGAUUAUGGCUCGCGAGAAGCAUCAGAUGAGAAACACCCGACGAGAACAUACAGAAUUUUCAUGGAGUUUUCAAAUGCGUUCAACGCUGAUUCGAUAGAUUUGAAAAACAAUCGGCGAAAGGAUGGAGGACGUAGUCACUCACCGUGUUUGGCGAACCGAGAACAUCUACUUGCGAUUAUAAGAUUAUUUUUAAGCAAACAUCAUCGAAAGAUGUCCGUCCAGAAAAAUACUUGGCUACGCGACAAGAACUUCGCUCUCGAAUAUAUUUUUAACCGUACAAGAUUUUUAUCGUCAAUAUCGAAAUUGUUAUGCUUUAUUCUAAAAAGGAGAGUUAACGUUUCGAACCAAUGCAAUUGUAAGACGCGAGUUAAAGGAUUUCUGACGAAUUAUUCGUCCGAUACGAACGAAAUUAUUUAAUUUCGAUUAUUUCUUUAUUUUUACAUAGGCCGUCGUACGCAUUUUAGAUAAGAGAAAAUACUAUUUAUAUACGCGUUCUUUAAUUCUUGAAUGUUCAACGACAAGUUAUAAUAAGUUUUACGACUGUAUAAGUAUACUUAGUUGCGUAAGUUACCUGUAAAUAAUUAACGACGUAACUUUGUGAGGGGAUCUUGCAAAUAAUUUUCCGACUGCGUAUCGCACGACAAUAUUAGACUUUUUUUUUCGAAAGUCGUUUCAGAGGAGCAACGUUCCAAACGUUCGCAUCGUACCAUAGUGAAGAAGAAAUAUUACGAUUCCUCGGAUGUUAGUAUAAAGAGUGAUCGAAGUUGUGACUAGAAAUUAUCAAUCUAUUCGAAGAUCUUGGACAAAACAAAAAGAAAUACAACGUCGUUCAAACGA